AUGCCUCCUGCAGCUGUCAAGCCUAGUCCAAACUCAAAGGCUGCCACUCCGGCAUUGAACGCUGGGGCAAGACCGUACCGGUCACACAAAGUCAGGGCCUGCGAUCUGUGUCGGAAACGCAAAUCGAGGUGUACAGUUGAUAUCCCCGGCCAGUCAUGUUUGCUGUGCCGAGUCCAAGGAGCGGAUUGUCACUAUCAGGAGGAACCUGGCAGUGAGCUGUCUGCCGCUCAGGGGCCGGAGCCUGCGGUAUGGCAUUCGCGCGCCGUUGGAGACGGUUUCCACACCGGCCAGAAGCGCAAGCGCUCUCCAGACACUGUGUCUCCUCCCAUGACCUCCUCGCGGACAGAUGAGAUUCCUGAAGUCCGGCGAUCUCACUCAGCAGCGCCUCGUCGAGGAAGCGAACCUGGACGACAAGGAGUUGAGGAUCCCCAGAACGAGUCUGUUUUCAUUGUCGGCCCAGUAGUAGCCGACGAUGCAAAUGUGAUCGAGAAGCACAUGCCCCCACAGCAGUCUAACAGAUCAGUGGAGCCAAAAAAUCAUCCAUACAAUGUUUACUCGAAUGACCCCAGAAAGCCCAUUCUCUACACCACAGUGUCCAGGCGGAGACAGGGUAUGCGCGUUGGCAUACCUCCCGGAGAGAACCAAAAAGAGAUAUUGGAACAGAUCCUUGGGCCGUUUAAGGACGAUUUAGUCAGACUGUACGCUUCUGAACGAGACUAUCAUGUGUGCAUCCUGCUGAUACCGAGUCUUAGGUUUCUAGAUCGUUUCAAUGCAGCGUUUCCCAUAUUCGACGGCGAGGCUUUCUGGGAAGCAUACAUCUCAGAUUCACCUAGCGAACCGCCGGCAUCUCUUUUAUGCCAAGUCUACUCGAUGUCAUUAGUCCAUUGGAAGCACACACCCAAACUUGCCUGCCAUCCGAAACCCGAUGUCCGGUAUGCCGUAAAUCGGACUGUUGCAGCUCUCCACGAGGAAUUCUCUGCCCCCGGACUCUCAACGAUCAGUGCAGCUCUUAUCGACUUAACUGGCCGUCCCAUUUUUUCGAUGACUGGUAAUGCCAUCAGCUGUGGACGCAUGGUGUCUCUCGCUCAUUGUCUUGGUUUGAACCGAGAUCCUAGCAACUGGAAACUGUCUCGGCAAGAGCAAAACCAACGUGUUCGCCUCUGGUGGGCUGUUGUUAUACAUGAUCGCUGGGGGAGUUUCGGACAUGGUGUGCCACCACAGAUUGCCAAGAAUCAGUAUGAUGUACCUCUUCCCACCGUGGAAGUAUUGGUGCCGCCGGCAUCGCGCUCUCCAGAGCGAGUGAGGGCAGCACAUUGCCAUAUUGCGCUCUGCCGAUUAACUGAGAUCUUGGGUGAGCUACUUCCGCUCGUAUACGGUCUUCAACAGCGAUCACCUCGCGAAACGAGCAAAAAGAUCCGCCAGAUUCGGACAGACUUAGAUAUUUGGGAAGACUCGCUCCCGGAUUGGUUAAGGUCUCCUCUGGGCCCUUCAGAAGAUCGGAUAGCCGGUCUCUCCAGUCUACACCUUUCCUUUUUGGCGGUGAAGUUGCUCGUUGGAAGGGUAGAGCUAAAUGAUGUCAAUAAUUCAGAAACAGACCUCCCUGAAGCCCGCCGAUACUUCCAAACGGAGUGUCGCAAAGGUGCCGAAGAGAUCGUACAGUUCAUUUCAUCUCUCCGGAAAGAGAACUUCAAGGAAUUCUGGCUACCUUAUAGCGCCUUCCAUUUAACCUCAACAGCAACGCUCCUCGUCCGCUGCGCCUUCGAAACCUCUGACCCUGAAGUCGCACGCACCUGCCUCGCAAAUGUCGAAUCCUUCCGCGCCAUCCUCCGCCGCGUCCGCGAGGAAUACGACUGGGACGUAGCAGACAUGUGCCUCGACCAUUGCGAACGCAUUCUUAACCGCCUCCCGCCUGGGAACGGCCAUGGAGUCAACGGCUCUUCUGCCACUGCCUCUGGAGCGCCCAACGCGCAAGGCGGCAGCGGAGGAGGGGCGGCCAUGGGACCGCCUGAUAGCACGAACGGGCUUGUUAACCCAGCAGCAAUAUCGAUUUCGUUGCCAGAGACUCAGACAAAUAAUGACAUUGUAGAUGAUAUGAUGUCAAUAUCUAAUACCUUCGGGACCAUGGACGGGUUUCCGUUUGAUAUGACGGGAAUCUGGGAUGUUUCUGUUUUUCAGGAUGUUAAUCUUACAUAG
Molecule: messenger RNA, 2193 nt
Organism: Aspergillus nidulans FGSC A4
Lineage: Eukaryota; Fungi; Ascomycota; Eurotiomycetes; Eurotiales; Aspergillaceae
Product: putative C6 transcription factor
Exons: 4
Coding region: 1-2193 (730 amino acids)
Biological process (GO): DNA-templated transcription; regulation of transcription by RNA polymerase II; regulation of DNA-templated transcription
Cellular component (GO): nucleus
Molecular function (GO): DNA binding; zinc ion binding; DNA-binding transcription factor activity, RNA polymerase II-specific
Source: RefSeq, a predicted model, not a curated record